Molecule: messenger RNA, 738 nt
Organism: Melampsora larici-populina 98AG31
Lineage: Eukaryota; Fungi; Basidiomycota; Pucciniomycetes; Pucciniales; Melampsoraceae
Exons: 2
Coding region: 22-660 (212 amino acids)
Source: RefSeq, a predicted model, not a curated record
CGCGCAUACACAAUCGAACAAAUGACAAAGCUUAUCUUAUCAAUAGCCAGAUUAUGGAAAUAUAAAAAGGUUGAUGCCAUCACUCUUAAAAAUCAAGUACUACAUUACUAUAGUGGAGAAGGAGCCUUUCGAUCCGGUGGCAAAGUCUCUACAGCUCGCGACUACUGGCUUGCAAUUCCGACAACUCCCCAUACAACUAUUGUGAAAAACUUCGCACUUAGGAUCCACGAGCUGGUGGCACAUGCAGCUGGUGUAGAAGGUGUUUUCAAUGUAAUGGGAGCAACCAAAACUAAGUAUCGUAAUCAUAUGACUGUGACACACCUGAAGAUGAUAUCGCAGAUUGAGCUCGAAUUGAAAGCUGAAGACGCUGCUUGUGAAGAUGCAAAAGGAGAAGAAAUAACUACCAUAGAUUACGAGGAUGAGUCCAAUACUGGAAUUUUCUCAGGCGUUGAUGAUCUGCAAGAAUUUGAGGACGGUGUUUUUGCUCGACAUGACUCGCAUGAGGAAACUGACAUUGAUGUGCAUGAGGACGGUUUCAUCGAUUGUCUAUUUGAUCUCAACGUUUUUGGUCAUACACCAGAUGCUCAUACCAGCCAAGCAGAAGAUGAUGGCAACAUUAGUGAAGGCGACUCUUGGGAUGAGAAUGACCUCUGUGGAUAGUCACUGUACAGUGUAUAUACUUGUUUUAGUUGAAGGUGAUAUCCAGGACCAUGAUUAUAAAAAUUGUUUUUGUCUUUC